Messenger RNA from Hemiscyllium ocellatum (epaulette shark), 6237 nucleotides. RefSeq names its product cut-like homeobox 2b (gene cux2b). The record is from RefSeq and is a predicted model, not a curated record. Bases 254 to 4531 code for a protein of 1425 amino acids. Lineage: Eukaryota; Metazoa; Chordata; Chondrichthyes; Orectolobiformes; Hemiscylliidae. Gene Ontology annotation, molecular function: DNA binding. The transcript is spliced from 21 exons.
AAUCACAGAAUUGAAUGUCUCUCACAGUUUGCUGUAUCAUUUGCACGUAACUAUUUUAGAAAUGUUUCUUUCGGAGAAGUAUUUUUAGAUUGUUCUCGUCAAGGUUGUUGUCACAGGCGAAGAUAUUUCAAAGGAGCUGAAUUCGGUUGCAUCAGAGCUUGCAGCUCGUCAGGAGGAGAGUGAACAAUCUCACAAGCAUCUAAUAGAACUGAGCCGAGAAUUCAAAAGAAAUGUACCUGAGGAGAUUAGAGAAAUGGUGGCCCCUCUCCUAAAGAGCUUUCAGGCUGAGGUGGUAGCACUUAGUAAAAGAAGCAAGGAGGCCGAGGCUGCCUUUCUUAAUGUUUACAAGCAAUUAAUAGAAGCGCCAGACCCUGCUCCUUCUCUUGAAGCAGCACGUAACCUAGAGGAGAAACUGCUCCAGCUCCAACGUAAUGACCCAGAAAAUCGAAGAGGGAAGGAGAUCCUGAGACACUGUAAGAAACAAUCUGAGCUAUUCAACUGUGAAGCCACAGAACAAUCAGCAGAAACCUCUCCAACUGGCUUUGAGGCGUCUGAAGAAUUACAAAAGACCAGCACAGACAGCACAGCACUUAAAAGCGAUAACCUGUCACAGAAAAAUGAGGCAGAAAAAGAAAGGAGACUACAGGAAGCACAGAUCACCUUGGCUGCCAGACUUGGGGAAGCAGAAGAAAAAAUUAUGGUCCUUCACUCAGCUUUGAAGACAACACAAACAGAGCUCCUGGACCUGAGGUGCAAAUAUGAUGAAGAAGCAGCAUCGAAGACAGAUGAAUUGGGAAUGAUCAUGACCAACUUAGAAAAGGCUAACCAGGAUCAAGCAGACGUUUUGAUGUGCCCUGGUUCAAGGCUGGAGGCAGCCCUGGUUGCUAAAGACCGAGAGAUUAUCCGAUUGUUGAAAGAGAUUCAACACCUCCAGACUGCCCUGCAUGAACUCCAGGAGAGUUCAGCAAAUCAGAUUGCACAGUUGGAGCGGCAACUAGCAAGAAAGACUGAAGCUGUGGAGAAAUUAGAAAAGAAGCUAAGUGCACAAUUAGACCACAUGGAACAGAAAACAGAAUUAAGCAUUUUCAAAUCAGUGAACCCAGUGUCUGCAAAUGGCUGUGCAUCCCAGGAUAGAAGUAAAGACACGGAAGAUUCUUUACCGGAAAAAGAGAUGACCCCUCAACCUGAGAAGAAAUGUUUACAAGAGAAGCUAAACACAAAUUCAGACAUGGAUGAGGAGCAACCUGAAGAGAACUCCGUGAAAGACACUCUGAGCAUUGUGAAAGACACCUUAAGCACAGAGCGCCCUUCACCUUCUCCUCUGCCAGUGCCACAUUGGUCAGGAGACGAGCAAGCCUCUCCAAAGUCCGUACCAGCACAUGGCUCAGCCCGAGGAUCGGAAAUAUCUGGAGCAUUUCCUGUCUCUCCAUUCACUUUGGUAAAAACAAACGAGAAACCCUGUGUAGAGCCACUGCACCAUAAACCCGUGAUGUCACCCCUUUACACAAAGGAAGCUGCAAGUACAGUCGUUUACCCAACUGCACUCUACUCUGCCAAGGGAGCGUUAAUUGUUGGGAACAGUUCCAAUAACUCUGAGGCAGUUCCACCGAGUGACCAUUCAGAAAGCAGCAGUUCGAGUGGUGCCGAUGAAGAACAUCUGGAGACAGCUGAAAUUGCUUUUCAGGUUAAAGAGCAACUGCUAAAGCACAACAUUGGACAACGUGUGUUUGGACACUACGUCCUGGGAUUAUCACAAGGAUCCGUUAGUGAGAUUCUUGCCAGACCCAAACCAUGGCAUAAACUUACUGUUAAAGGAAAGGAGCCUUUUAUUAAAAUGAAGCAGUUUCUAUCUGAUGAGCAAAAUAUCCUUGCUCUUCGAACAAUUCAAGUGCGGCAAAGAGGGAGUAUAACUCCUAGGAUUCGGACUCCAGAGACUGGUUCAGAUGAGGCAAUUAAAAAUAUUCUGGAGCAGGCAAAAAAAGAGCUUCAGACUCAAAAAUGUGUUGAAUCGAAAAGCUCUCCAUUGCCUAUAUGCAGUACAAGUUCCAGCAGUAGUGCUGGUUCUGAUGAAGCAAUUCGAUCCAUCCUGGAGCAGGCCCGAAGAGAGAUGCAAGCCCAACAGCAAGUCCUGUUGGAAAUGGAGACCAACAGCAACAACAACACAAUGCCAACUCCCCACGUAGAAACUUUACCAGCUACAAACAAAAUCCCUCUUUCCUCAUACAUCAAGCAAGAGGAAGGCAUGGCAACGAGAAGUUCGCAGACUCCUCUCAGUGUUGUAUCACCUGCGGCCUUUGUACAGAACAUAAUACGAAAGGUGAAAUCUGAAAUUGGUGAUGCUGGAUCGUACUUUGACCAGCACUGGGCCACUGAGAGAAAUAUGGCUCAUAGAUUGUAUGCUUCAGUAUCACCAUCACCAUCAUCCUCUUCGUGUGGUUCUUCAGGGACAGGGAAUGUAAGACAGUGGCGAGCUGAACCUAGUGACAACAGCAAAAAUGGUGAGGAACAUUCAUUUGGUGUUGAAGGUACUCACAAACUUACAGAUAUAAAAUCUGAGGGCAGUCCGGACUCGCAAAAUAUUGGCCAGCUUUCUGUAUUCCCUACGUAUGUCCCACGUUCGCUGAAACCAACGGUUCCUCCAUUGACUCCAGAACAGUAUGAGAUGUACAUGUAUCGGGAAGUGGACACUAUAGAGCUGACUAGACAAGUUAAAGAAAAACUGGCAAAAAAUGGAAUCUGUCAGAGGAUCUUUGGUGAAAAGGUGCUGGGUCUAUCCCAGGGGAGUGUGAGUGAUAUGCUUUCUCGACCUAAGCCAUGGAGUAAGCUAACUCAGAAAGGUCGCGAGCCUUUUAUCCGCAUGCAGCUGUGGCUCAUUGAUAAGUUAGGCCAGAGUACCCACCCUCCCCAACCUAUACAAGCAGCAAAUAAUGCAGUUCAGGCCAGGUAUUCACCGUCCCCUCCACCCAGCCCCACUGACUGUGAGAAGAGCCAGCAGGAACCAGUGUGUGCAGCUCUGGAAAGCACGAAAGAGAACCAGCAACCUGAAAGCCAAUCAGCUUCUCACUCACUGAGUGGUAAGAGUCUGUCCAACGGCCAAUCACCCACAGGCAUACAGGAAAUGGUAGCUGUGUCUUCUGAGUUGGACACUUAUGCCAUCACCAAGAAGGUUAAGGAAGUAUUGACGGACAACAACUUAGGUCAACGACUCUUUGGAGAGAGCAUUUUAGGACUGACCCAAGGCUCUGUCUCAGAUUUACUUUCUCGGCCUAAACCUUGGCAUAAGCUUAGCCUGAAGGGGAGGGAACCAUUUGUCCGUAUGCAGCUGUGGUUAAGUGAUCCAUUCAAUGUGGAGAAGUUGAGAGACAUGAAGAAAAUAGAAAAAAAAGCCUAUUUGAAGCGCAGAUACGGAUUAAUAAAUGGUGGAUCUGAUAGUGAUUCUCCGAGCACCCAGUCAGAAUCGGCUAGUCCUGGCAUUCAGCAUCAAGUAUUCCAUCAUUACCAGGUCAAAAAACCCAGAGUGGUGCUUGCUCCUGAGGAGAAGGAGGCCCUGAAGAAAGCCUAUCAGUUAGAGCCAUACCCUUCUCAACAGACCAUUGAGGCCCUAGCCUCUCAACUGAACCGUAAGACUAACACAGUAAUCAAUUGGUUCCAUAACUACAGGUCACGUGUUCGAAGAGAAACACUUGUUGAAGAUCUUCAGGAGAAUGACACAGACCAGGAGCCAACCAGUUAUCGAGGGUAUACAAUCCACAAUCAUUCUCUUAGUGUUGGUCCACCACAGAGUUCUGACUCUGAGCCAGAAGACAAGAAAGCCAUGUUUACUGAAAUGAAGGACAAACGACCACCAUUGGAGGCAGAUGAGGUGGUGAACAGGGAGAUUAAACAGGAAUUCUGUGAGCAUUGUGAAGAAGAGGAUUAUGACCAUUGUGAUACCUGUUGCAUUCAAAAUGACACAGGAAGUGCUGGUUCAUUUGUACGCCUCCCUGGCACUGUAAAACAGGAGAGAGUAGGGACAGGCUGCAACCACGAGACACAUUCAUUAAAGACUACCACGGUGCUGCAUAUCCAGAAUCCUCAGUGCUUGAUCAUUGGUUCCUCUAAUUAUGAGAAAAUUCAUGUUAACUCCUCGGACCUCAUGUCUCCAGACAACUCGCCAAAGCCUAAUGCAAGCGUUUCUGCGCCAAAAGUUACAGAAACCAAUGGCCUAAACCCUAACAGUUUCAAAGCAUUCUCUGAACCUCCAUGUGGUAAUCUGGAGGUGACUCUGAAUCCUCCUUCUGCAGCAUCUUCUCCAGGCUUAAUGCCAGUUUCUCCAGUGCCGAUCUCUUCUGCUCCCAUCUCUCCGUCAGUGCCUACCAUUUCAAAGGGGCAGUGCUUGAUCCCUGGCACCGAUGUGGUUGCUUUACAGUCGAGCACAAAGUUAAAUAAAAGUAUCCAGAGGCGGCAUGCAAAGAUGGCGAAUCUGAACAACAUAAUUCAUCGACUUGAAAGGGCAGCCAAUCGAGACGAACCCACAGACUGGGAGUUCUAAUGAAAUGUUUUUUAGUGAGCAGUGACUUUAUUAUUUGCAAAAUAGGAUGCAACUCUGAACUCUUCAAGAGUAGGAAGAAUUUUAAAUGUUUAAUUUAAAUUGAGACUUGGCAAAGCCAAAACUGCAGUAAUUUUUGCUGGAGAAUUGAAUUUUAUGAAUUUACUCUUCAAUUAAUCUUCCAGAAUCGCAUUUAGCAUCUGAGGAAAAAAAAUAUUGACCACUAUUUUAAACAAAAAAUUCAAACAACUUUUAGAAAAAAUAUUUAUUUGUACAAGUCUUAUAUUAAGGACUGGUUGCAAACUCUGCUGUAGCAAUUUUCCUAUUUGCCAUUAGCUACAGAAUGAAAAUAACAAACAUUGAUUUUGUGCCACUAAAUGCACACUUGAAGUCCUGUAGUUUGCCACAGGAAGAGAUUAAAGACGAUAGUAUAAAGCCAUUAAACAGCACUAUGAUCCAGAAGGCUGACCAAAUUUGCUAGCUUAUGGAUAGAAAUUGUUUUCUUAAAUUUUGUCUGCAAGACAACUAAUUCAUAUUAACAGAAGUGGACUCUGAUAUAGUCAAGAAGACUCUAAAAAUAGGAACCUCAACACCAUGAACUAUGUACUUAGUUAUUGGUCAUGUGUUUUCAAACAUUUGUAACACAGGGUGUUAUGUGCAAUUGUAUAUGUUGUAGAAACUUCUGCAAUAGCCUUCCUUGAACAAGAUGUAGCAUGGUACGUGAUUAACUCUUCACCCCCAUUAGUCAUUCACCCAUGGUGUUCUGAAGAAUGCCAAAAGCCUAAUGAACAGAACUUUGCCUGACAAAAACAAAUAAUCUUGGAGUUUACAUUUUGUUUUUCUAACCAACUAUGAAUCAAAUCGGAAAUGUUAACGAGGCAGCUGAUUAAAAUCUCUGGUUUUGAAGGAGAAAUUCUACUUCCUGAAUUGCAGUGGUCUGGUGUUCAGCAAUAGCACAUUAUUCUGUGCGUGAACAUCCUCUGUUACUGUAACACAGCUGGCCUUUUCAAAUCAGUCUUGAUUUUUGUCCACAUUUUGAAGUUUUCUUUUCUCACUUUUUAAGAUAGAGUUGAUGUGAUGGCAUUGGUGUAUUCUCUCAUUACAGAAGGUUGAUGUGGCUUUUGGCUCUUCAGGAUUUCCUCUUGCACUUGAUUUUGUCUUGUACCAGAUCUAAAUCCUGUUUUGCUCAAGGCUACGGUAAUGCACUUGAUCAUAUUCAGCUGAUCCUUUUAUCCCUAUGUUCAUCUUAUCUUUUGUAUCUGUUAAAAAGAAAACAUGAAGGCUGAUCUUUGCCCAGCCUUUGUAGUUUUUCUUUGCACUCGGUCACUAAAUACAGUAUAUUUCUGUUUGCAUUGUGUAAGAGGAUGGACCUGCACAUUGAUUUAUUCUCUGAUGCAGUAUUCCAAAUAUGUUUUUUAUGUCUCUGUAUUUGGAUUAGUUGUUUAAAAUAUUACAGAUCUGCAACAGUCCAAGUAGUAGGACAACUAAAGAGAUAUUCAAAAGAAGACAAACUGUAUUGCAAUGACAUUAUUGCUUUCAUAACGUUGUUCAUUCUUAUGUUAUCACCAGUGUUUUAUGGUUCUUCUUUUAAAGACAGCUGAUUUUUUUCCCCCUGAGAAGUAUAGACAAAAAGAAUAAGGACCAGCUCAACAAAAGUCAAACAAAUUAAAAUUGACACAAAGUAAGAGAAAAUACAAUCAAAUAAUUGA